Corythoichthys intestinalis (scribbled pipefish) is the source of this 6297-nucleotide messenger RNA. It is a transcript of the gene cnstb, whose product is annotated as consortin, connexin sorting protein b. The record is from RefSeq and is a predicted model, not a curated record. Gene Ontology annotation, molecular function: connexin binding. The transcript is spliced from 10 exons. The coding region runs from base 489 to 1562 and encodes 357 amino acids. NCBI's taxonomy places the organism in Eukaryota, Metazoa, Chordata, Actinopteri, Syngnathiformes, Syngnathidae. Gene Ontology annotation, biological process: positive regulation of Golgi to plasma membrane protein transport. Gene Ontology annotation, cellular component: plasma membrane; trans-Golgi network; transport vesicle.
GAAAAACUGUUUAUCAAUGUGACGAGGUUAGCAAUUCCCCGGAUGGAAGGGUAAACAAGAUGAGCGUGUAGUGGAGGAUAGUUGCAUGGCGACAAGAAAGCUGAUGUUACUGCACCCGAAGAGGAGACAAGACGCCCGAGACGUGCGCUUUCUUUUUUGAGAGACGAUGUACACGCACGCCGGUAUAUUUUAUACAGCGCUGGCUAAGAACAAUUAAGGGAAACUGCUUUCUGCUUUGAGUAAACUGUGGACCGAGGUGCACAUCUCUCUCUUCGCUUGGCCACAAAGGAUUACAGUGUAUCACAUGCUUUGUUAGAAGCGACCUGCUGAGACCUCUCCACAACGAAAGGCACAUACUUUCCUGGGAAGGAAUAACUCUAGAAGCUACUCAGAUACACAUCACUGAGAACCAGAGACGAUUACUGAAGAAAAAUACUGCCUGGCAGGACACUUAUAUUAAAGGAAAGCUGGCCCAGGUGACCGAAGAGAUGGGUAACAAAAACACUGGCCCGCCUAAAGGUCCAGAUAAUGCAACUCAACCAAAGGAAGAGGAUGACAUGGACGUCAGCGGUGUCUCAGGAAGUGUCCCCAAAUAUGGAACAUCGAGCCUCAGCCCAGAGCUAUUGGCCUCUCUACAGUCUCUCAGCGAAAACACUGACUACACACUACUGCCAAACUCGCUGCACCAGAUUGCAGAAUUCUGCUCACUUCAAGAGAACUAUCAAUUGGCCAUCCAGCUUCUCCAGCUAGAGAAGCUCUACCACGAAAGAGUGCUCUCCAACCUCACUGACCUGCAGGAAAACUGGGAGAGCCGCUGCAAAGAGAACGCUGACAACUGUUUGCCCGCUGAAGUAGACAACAUCAGUAAGAAACACAUUGAGGCGCUGAGACACAUCUGUGAGACACACCUCAAGCCUUCCCUCAGUGAAGAUAUCACAAUAACAGUCAUUCAAAACAAGAGAGAGGUGUGCCAUCAGGGAAAAGUUGCAGUAUGCAACAUUGAAAUAAAAAAUGAAGAUGAUGACGACGAAGUGGGAAAAAUGAAGUCCAAGUUGGGUCAGGUUAAACAACCUAAACAUGAAAUGUACGAAGAAACGUCCGAUGACAUGAAAGAUGAAGAGGAAGAAGAUGAUGACAUGAAAGUGGAGUGGCCAACAGGAGUGCACCAGGCUACAGACACGGAGCUGGAAAAACUUAGCAAUGCAGAUGGGAAUAUGUCCACCGAUGGUCUGGUUUCCAUUCUGAAGAGGAGGAGAGCAUCCCUGGAUGGACUACCACCUCCCAGCAACGCAGACAAAAAAAUAAACGCCAAACGUAAAGUCCGCUUCACUGAGCCAGAAGAACACGAUGAGGUGGGUGCAGACUCCUGCUUGAUCCUUCUCUUGCUGUGUCUUGUUACCGUGGUGAUCAGUGCUGGUGGGACCGCUCUCUACUGCUUCUUGGUGGACUCAUCCUCCCACAUUUGCGUUGACUUCGCUAACAACUUCUACAUGACAAAAAUGCGGAGUUUCUUCGAAAGGCUGGGACUUUGGCUGCCUCGCGGGACAUAUAAGCCGUCAUGAGAAGUCUUGAGGCAAUUCAUGGUGAUAGUCACAAAGAGGACGAUUUAUUUGAGUUUAAAAUGACUUGAAAUUUUUGAAUUUGACUUUCUCUUGAGUGUAGAUUUUCUUGUUUGGAUCGUUUAUCCUUGGCAAAAUUUCAACCUCAGAAGGGUUCUUGUAACAUUCACUUCAUAGGCAGAGUUUGACUAUUGUAGGAGGGGGAGCAAAACAUGUUGAUGACCCCGAAAUGCAGUGCUAGCAAUAAAAUUAACUUACUAUACUCUUGACACUGUUCCUGUUCAAUCAUCGGUUCAAGCUCAGUUGUUGUUGAAGCUUUUUAAAGUUUAGGUAGAAAGAACUUCUAAAUAUCCAUCUUGCCUACUCAGGUAUAGUUUUGGCUAAGCCAAGCAAAGGUAAGGUGCUAGUCACAUAUUUUGACCCAUGAAAUACUUAGUAGGAAUCUUUGGAAUUUUAUUCAUUUUUGGUGUUUGUCUCACUGCUUUACAACUUGUAUUGAGAACAUUUUAAUGGAUAGGUCUUUAUUUUAAAAGGGAAAGUUCAGAAUUUUAGACAUUAAGGCUUAAAGUGCCAGUGACAGCAUUAAAAAAACCUUAAAUAGCAUUAUUAUGUAAAUUAGAAUCAUAUUUUGAGACGAUUUAACUGUAUACAUCAAUUUGGCAAAGCGCAAAUGACGACAAAUUAGUCUUUUUAAUCUGCCGUUUAGCCCCGUCUGUCAUUGUAGCGCUCUAGGGUCCCCAGCUGGAGGAUGACGUCCGUGGUCACGAUUUCAACUGAUUUAGAGUUCAGUCCAUCGAGGGCGAAGAUUCAGAACGGGGAAAAUUGUGACAGAGAGCAGCAAAAUGUCAUUGUUUCAAUCUCUCUACUCCAAUAUUUUUACAGAAUAUUCUUUUUAUCUAAGUAUUUUUCCCCAAUUGCUAAAAAAAUGGUAUGGUCAUGACUCAUGACAAAUAAUACUGUUGUGCUAAAUGGAAUAUGAAAUAUUAAAAAUGCAAAAUUACUGCAUAAUGGUAAAGACUGUCGACUUCUUGCACCUCCCGAACGGUAUUUUAUGCCAACAGAGUAAAUCGAGGCUUUUGCAAUUUCCCUGCCCCGGCUUCGGAGAUGGAGAAAAGAGCAUAAACAAGGCUGGAGGCGUGACAGCUAGCUAGCAUGCUAACACGAACCAAGCGGCGUUUCAAAGUUUUUUUCUGUAGCGGGCAGGCAGUCUUGUCGCCGGGGAGAGAAGGGGGAAAUGCUGAAAAUGACAACUCAUACAAAGUACCCCAACUCAUGUCACACACAGGGACGGGGUUGAUUGUUUCCACCGAUUGGCCAGCCAACGGCAGCGGGCAGGCAGUGAUCGUCACCGGGGUGAAAAGGGGAAACGCUGAAAAUAUAAACAAAACAGCAGUAGUAUUAUCACCCACGAAAUGCAAGCCAUCUCCUUAUUAAAACGUUUGCCAUGAACCCAGUAUUUGACAUAAUAUAAAACACGGAAGCUUACUCACCUAGUCAUCCGUCCAAUGGUCUCUUGAUUGGAAAUCCAAAAUCCUCACACCACUCUCCCUGGUGAAGCAACAAAAGCCUGCAGCACAUUGGGCUGGCGUGAUGCGAAAAAUAAACAAAUUAGUCCGCAAAAUCAGCUGAAUCCGCAGUCCAUCUGCAUGCUAUAAAGCAGUGUUUUUCCACCUUAUCUGAGUCACUGCACAUUUUUACAUUCGACAAAAUCUCCCGGCACACCAAAAAUGUUUAAAAUUACUUUCUGUACGGUAUAUUUAAUUAUAAAAAAAAUUCUCAGUAUUUAUACUUAGUGUAAAACUUGAGCCUCUUUAGCGGGACACAAAUCCUGGCAGGAAUCUUCAACAGCUCUGUCUCUCAGUUUUUAUUAUAGCAUUUAGGCUUGAAAAGCUCAGAAUGAUCGUACAUGGGGACUUUAGCAAUGUCUUUAACCGCAUCAGGCCCAAGCAUCUCGCUGACAAUGGCUUUGCAGACAGGUAGUAUUAAUGUCCUUGCCAAAGUGUGGGACUUUUGGGAUUUAGCAACAUGUUCAGCAACAAGCUAACUGGCUUUGAGGGUUUUCUCAUUUACCCUUGUAGUUUUUCUAAAAAACGUUGCCUGUUUCUGUUUUCAUGAAGGCGAACAAAAUAGUCCAUAUUUUGAAGCAACGGGUGUUUCGUUUGGAGAUGACGUUUAAGCUCGCUCGGCACCAUGGCGCUGUUGGAUAGCUCGUGUCACGUUCAAGAACUGCUCGGAUUUUUAGCCAUCAGCCAACUUGCUGUCCUCGACAAUGUGUUGGAAUAAAACACAGGGAGAGGAUUGACAGUCGUCACAUAUGGAUAAAAUGGAAAGGACACUUUCGUGUACAUCGACACUUGACUAGUCUAAUCAAAUUACGUCCAGUAGACGUGCUGGGGUCCACUGUGUCGUGAACAGCAAGGUGGCUGAUCGCUAGAAAUCCGAGCAGUUUUUGAACGCGACACGAGAUAUACCUCACUCAUCUGCAUACGACUGAGAACUUUCUACCUACCCCUUCCUUCAUACUGUAACUGCUCCCGACGACAUAAAAAAAAAAAUGCAAUUCUUGAUAAUUUCUCGCGGCACACCUGACGAUGUGUCACGGCACACUGGUUGAAAAACACUGCUCUCAAGCAAUAGCUGUGUUGUGAGAUGCUGACCCGGGUCACAUUCGCAUUCUUCCUCAACCUGAGACUGGAACGCUAAGUCACUCAUUUUCAUGGCGCAGGAUUAAAAAAAUUGAAUAGAUAAAACAAUCGUUUCUACACACAUCCAAGCGGUCAAUUUCAUUCAGGAGCACAAAAUACCGCGUGAAAUAUGAAAAACAUGCUCUUUGCUGUCAUAGGCACUUUAAUUUUCAAGUUAGCGGGGGUUUAAUCAGUCAGUGGAGUGAUUUCAACAAAUUCCAUGCAGCUUGUUAUUUAGUUAUUUUGCAGGGGCUUCAGACUAGUGCCUGCUUAGCAUGCCAAUAAAAAAAAAACGAUUUUACAGAUCUAACACAAUCGAAUAAAUUCAAAAUGCAGAUCAUUGUUCAGAAUACCGAUGUGGCCAAAAUAAUGUCACACCAAACUGCUGUACUUCACUUCAUGCUGCAGGACUAUUUUUUUUAAAUGCAUAAUGCGACAACAAUAGAGACAUUCGCCCUCAGUCUUUUGGGGAAUCCCUUUCGUUCCCACAAAAAAGGCAGCAGUGAAAUAAACGAUGAGAUUUCACUCCACCCUGCUUGCCUUGACAGCCUGUUCCCUGGAGAGCUGCUGGAUUACAAAUGUUGCUGUUCAUACGAAAACUAUUGACAUGCAGUGGUAGGUUUUUAAUAACUUUAUCCUGAAAACAUAGCCAACACUACUGAUUGCAUGAGUCAUCGGUGAUUCUCAUGUAUGCAUAUGUUAUUUUUUAAUUGGUAUGCUAUGUAGACACCAUUGACUCGUACUAGCCUAGCAACUCCGAAGCCUUGAAACUAACAAAUAACAAUCAAACUGCACUGAAUUUGUUGAAAUCAACUCCACCGACUAAUUGAACCUCCAUUAACUCGAAGAUUAAACCUUAUCUCAAAAAAUCUGAACUUCCCGUUUAAAUUAAAUUCAUAUUCAUUGGAAAGUCAAUUACUGUACAUGCAAUGAUAUUUUUCAGCCACCCCCUAAUCUCCACCUAUGAUUCACUUGUGUGCAUAUUUUAACAAUUUGUUUCUUGUAAAUUUUUUGAGCAGUGUGUAGUUUUGUUUGUCCUUUGCUCUCUAACUUUUAGCAGUGUCUAUUUGUUGUCAUCUAUUGGUUUAAUUAGUAUUUUUAGGUGUAUAACUGUUUUUGUGGAACGUCGGAUCAUAUUUGUAAUCUAUUUUCUGAUCUUAUCCUCAAAUACAAGGCUGCAUAUCUGCAUCAAACACACUGACUUCAACUGCUCUGCAUGAACCGCACUACUUCUGUGUAAUUUUUUUUGUUUUAAUUUGAUUGUCUUCACGUGUCUGCCUCACAGUACAGGUCGAGCCCAACAUUUCAUUAAACCACAAGUGUCAACAUAAUGUUUAUUACUAAACAGAUUUGUGUGAAUGGUUUGUCUACGUGCCCUGUCAUUGACUAUACUCUACACACGCUCAAAGUCACAACUCAAGGACAACGGAAUCGAAAAAUAAAAACUUCAAACGUACAAGCAACUAAGAUAAGGAAUUGGAUGUUAGUCAUAUUGAAAAUAUUAGUAAAUUUGCGUGCAUUGUGACAAUAUUUAUAAUUUGGAGUAUGCAACAAUGUCUUCUCACAGCCUCUUCACUCAGGUACCUUAAUGCUCAUCGGUGUCCAGUAUUUACAGGGACCAAGGACUAGUGCAAGAUGGCCAUGAUGAAAUAGAUGGGUCACUUUCUGGACACGUGACUAUCACUGAAAUGAAGGUGGACUGUAAUUAAAGUAGACUAUAAAUGAUGAUUACAUGAUAUGGAUACUUUACAAUGAGUAUUUUACCUUUUCUUUUUACAGUUGAUGUCUGUACACCAUGUUUUAUUGCUGUGGGUAAAAAAAAUAAAAAAUAUUCACUGCUUUGUAGUAGUAUAUUAACGCAUAAAAAAUCUGUCUCGCUCCAAGAGGUGAGUUGAACACGUCCUACUGUAUGGAUUGUCACAAUAGAUAAUGUUGAUCAAUGUCCAACAUGACUUUUGUUUGUUUCGUAUGGCACAAUUUCAGUUUAUAGCUAUUGCAAUCAUUAUCUAACAAUAGGCUGCAUGGAUGAAUAAAUUCAAACAUAGACUUGAUAA